CCGCUGUCCAUCGCAAAGAAUGGGAUGAUGGAUGGGAUGAAGAACAAGACCACCAAAAUAGGCAAUCAAGCCUGGAGAAGAAAGCCUCGCAAAUUCGCUCCAAAGUCAAGACUCGGCUGUAAGACUUGCAAAAUCAGACGAGUUAAAUGCGAUCUAUCCCAGCCUUCAUGCUUGAAAUGCCUUUCUACCGGUCGCACCUGUGAUGGCUAUAGUGAAAUGGUCCUCGCAUUCAAGACCGGGAAGACCGAGGUUGGAUCAACUCAUUAUCACAAGGAGAUCGCCAACAGUGUAGAUAACUGCGAUGGGUACCACCCCUAUACCACGAUCAGUGCGUACGAGACUCAGCAAUGGCACUCGAAGGACAAUGACCUCGUUUUGCCGAAUCUCGGAUCCUUUAUGAUCUUACCAGUGACUGGGUCAGUCCAGGCAGAGGCAAUGUACUUUUUUGAGGAUAUUUCGAUCAAGCAUUUGAAUGCAUACCGUCCUUGCGAAUCAUGGCGGAACACUCUCAUGUUCUUCUCCCAAACCGUGCCAUCAGUGCGGCAUGCUGCCAUUGCUCUGGCCUUGCUUCACCGAAACCACGUGGAUCGUCAAUCUAACGGUCGGGUGUAUCAACCGCCUUCCUUGAAAGACCGACUACAGGAUAAGGCUGCUUUGCUUCACUACAACAGCGCCAUUCAACACCUGCUGCACCCGGAAAGUGGCAACAGCGCCGAAAUAACAGCUGUCACGCUUUUGGUCUGUUAUCUCUUUACCUGCUUUGAUCAUCUGGCAGGCGACGACGUACAAGCUGUGAAACACCUGCGCGGAGGCGUGGAGCUCUCACGCAACACCAACAAUGCUAUGUUGAACACCUGCACCUACGACGAUGCCCAAUCGGGGGUUCACGCGGUUAUCUGCCAGGUCACAAAGCAGAUUCGCCGUCUUGACAUGCAGGCAGCCAUUUUUCUGGUCGACUGGACUCCAGUCAACAUUCAAGAGACAUUCGCGUCCCAUCUUACACCGUUCCACACUACCUUUUCCUCACUCGACCAAGCUGCCGACCACCUCCAGGUUCUCGUUGCCCAAGUAAUGAGGCUGCGCAACACAGAGCAACAAAUGUCUCCGACGGGUACAAUGCCGCCGUUACCAUCUUCACUCAAGGACAUCGUUCUCGGACAGUUGCAAACAUGGUUGAGUCGCUUCGAAAACCUCCGGCAGCAAUCUCCGUCAGACUUUGAAACCAACCCUCUCGUAUCCCUCCUGCGCUUACAGCAUACAAUCGCAUGGAUUCUCCUCAGUGGCCACGGACCCGGCAGAGAAAUGGAGUACGACAAAUUCCUGCCCCAGUUCCAGCAAUGUGUCUCACUAGCAGACAAGGUAGCGGCAGCGCAUCAGCGGUAUUCGGGGUCGUCAAUAUCAACAUUUACGCCAGAGAUCGGAUUCAUCCCUGUUCUUUACAUAAUUGGCGCCAAGUGCCGACAUCCUCAUGUCCGUCGUGAAGUCUUGCGUAUUCUGCGACGCCAACUGAUACGCGAGGCGGCGUGGGAUAGCAUCUCUACUGCUGGGCUGGUUGAACGGGUUAUCGAAAUCGAAGAGGGUGUUGGGGUACAGUGCAUGGAACAAAUCCCGGUAUGGCAGAGGAUCGAGGCACUGUCGUUUAAACAUAUCCCAAGGGGACAGUCUGCGGCCAGGUUGGAUAUAACGUAUACAUUCUGCGGGCAGGAGGGAAUACACACUGACUCUCUCAUGAUAUAACGGACGGAAGGUUCUGUCGUGCCAAAUAAUCGAUAGACAGCAG
This is a messenger RNA of Aspergillus steynii IBT 23096, 1780 nucleotides long. RefSeq names its product Zn(II)2Cys6 transcription factor. The transcript has 2 exons. The record is from RefSeq and is a predicted model, not a curated record. Bases 25 to 1737 code for a protein of 570 amino acids. Gene Ontology annotation, biological process: regulation of DNA-templated transcription. Lineage: Eukaryota; Fungi; Ascomycota; Eurotiomycetes; Eurotiales; Aspergillaceae. Gene Ontology annotation, molecular function: zinc ion binding; DNA-binding transcription factor activity, RNA polymerase II-specific.